AUGUGGAUUAUACUAGCAACUUUUCUCUUCUUAAAAGCAACAAAAGCCUAUCGAGAGUGUGAUCAAUCCGAUUUUCGAUAUGAAUACACACAGUGUUCGGAAACGGGUGAAAGAUGGAGAGUUGGUAUACCAAGAGAGAAAUCGGAUUGCCGAGGAGGAGUUCCACAACCGGAAAAGGGAUUGAAUUGUUCUUUCUCCUGUCGUCCGGGCAGUUAUCUCGAUUUGGAGACGCAAAAGUGUCGGCCAUGUAAUGCAGGCAGCUAUUCACUGGGUGGUGGGGCUCGUUUCGAGGAAUUCACCCAUUUCCCGGCCGGUUUCUCCGUCGAAAAUAUCGAUUCGAUGGCGGAUUUGGUGAUGCAAACGAGUACACAAACGACGACAAUUCAAUGUCCUGAAGAAGCCGGAUGGUUAGUGAAGGACACAGAGUUGCUUUAUGUUCCAUCACCGUGCCUCUCGAAACUUUCCUUUACAACGACACUUGUUCGACCCGGUUAUGUGGAAUAUGUGUACAGAAUGCCGAAGAACAGCCGAGGCCUUGCGAUGAAUGUGGUGGUUAAAAACGAACAAUGUCAAAGCUAUAGAGAUGAAGUGAAAUCGAUGUUGAUGAAUGGAGCACAAAGACAAGAUGAAAGAAGAGAAGGACACCAUGAUGAGACAACAAAUGGAGAUUGGCAAAGAAAGAGACUCGAGCUGCGCAGUGGUCAAAAUGUAAUUAGUUGGACAGUCGUAAACAAUCGAGAACUUUCUUCACAAAAAGAACCAAUUCGAAUGGCGAGAAUCGAUGUUGUUGGUAUCGCAUUUACUCGUGAAUGCCCUUUAUGCCCAUCAGGUACCUUUUCUCCCUCAGGAUCAGCUGAAUGUCAACCAUGUAAACCGGGAACAUUUUCAUCAAAAGGCAGUGAACAAUGUGGGAUAUGUCCACAAUCACAAUACUCAGGUUAUAAAUCCUCUCGUUGUUUGGAUCGACCAGCCUGUCAGCAAACCGAUUUCUACCCAGUGCACGAGCCGUGUUUGAAGGGGAAAACAAAAGUUGCCUACAAGAAAGUGAUGCCCGCUUUGUGUAGAGAUGAUCUCCCCGGAGCUGCUAAGGUUCCCCCAGACGAACCCGAGAAGUCUUGUCCUCGUUGUAAUCCUGGAAUGGCUGUCAAUUCGAGUGGAUUAUGCGCGUUUUGUGGAAAGGAUGAAUUUUCUGAUGGAGAUGAUUGCAAAAAGUGCCCAACAUCAACAAUUCCCAAUUAUGGAUAUCAUUAUGUGCAAUGGACGGCGAUUCCGCCAAACAUUGAGACUAAAUGCGAGUACAUAUCUGAAGAAGUGCUCGCUCGAUGUGAUAUCGGUGCCACAUGGUUGGCUGAUGGAUCGGCUCUUGUCACGGCUCCAUCACUCCAAACGGGGAUCGCUCUUGAGCUCGUUCUUUCUGUCAAUGAAGGUUUCACGAAUCCAUUACUACCGCGAAACGUGAUCCCAUCAUCCACAAAUCCCAUUGCUCAUCUCACGAUUGUCUUCGAAACACAUUGCGCCGAUGAUUCGUGUGUCAUCUACUUUAUUGAGAACGCUACCCCAUUGGGUCCAUCUCCUCUCUAUCGUUUCCUCGGCGCUUUCAAUGGGCCUCAAGAAAAAAGAGUUUGGACUCAUCCAAUCGCAAAGAGAACACCCAUGAAAUAUCUGGUUGCUUUCAUUCGAUCUCGUGCGGUGAAUGGGGAAGAUUCGGUGACCGAUCAAGCGCGAGUUUUCUCGAUAAAUGUCACCAAUGUUGGUCAUCGAGACGGUGUGCAGGGUGGAGGGGCAUCUGAAUGUGUCGCUUGUCCAUCAAUGUCCUCCGGGGAUUGUAUUCCAUGUCCAAAAGGACAUUACAUGACAAGUCCGGAUCACAAAUGCAUCAAAUGUCCUGAAGGAACCUAUCUCAAUAUCUCAUCAUCGAGGAUCGGCAUUGAGAAUUGUGUCAAGUGCGGUCCGAAUCUCGAAAGUGACGGUGAUUCAUGUAUCUCAACAGGGAAAUUUGAGAUAAAUCUCCAAGGAAACAAGACAAGAUCCUAUGAUUUGAGUAGUCUCAAAAAUAAAGCUCUUGUCGUCGAGGGAGUGAAAGUGUUUGCAAGAGAAGGGACAUCAUAUUUUCAUACAUUUAAUGUUUCUCUUUUGGGUGGAAAUGUUCAGUGUCGAGAAGAUUUCGAGCAAAAAGAUCAAUUGAUGUUAUAUGGAAAUAUAUACGGAAAUAAUCUCGAAACGGUUGACGGGGCAGCUUGUCGCAUCACAGCGAUUCCUCUAAUCGGAAAUGGGACCAAUAAAAUCGCCCAUAUUUCACCAUUACUUUUGGGAAUUCAAUUGGAAGCGAUUACAAUGGAAAAAGAAUGGAAUGGAUGGAAAUUAAGCGAUAAAUUGCUUGAUUUGGCUUUCGUUUCGAAUGGAUCAAAGAUGAGUCCCGAUUUGCAUUUCUUUUUCUCAACUCCAUCAAUCGGUUCGGAUAUUUGCCCGCGUGGAUCGGCCAUUGUCGUCACGGCUCGUUGUGAUCCACAACAGAAUAAAGCUGAAUUACAUCUUCCUCGUUCAUGUCCAGACGGCACUUGUGAUGGUUGCCUCUAUCAUGCAAUGCUCGAAUCAUCAAUUUCUUGCCCUUUAUGCACUCCUAGUGAUUACACGGUGAUCAAUGGUGAAUGCAUUGAUGGACAACAAACUGUGCAUACAAUACCUGAUAAACAAUGUGUUCUCUCUGGAGCUGCUUUACAAGAACGGAAACAGCAUUGUUCGGUUUUGUCGGCUCAUCUAAAAUUACUCAUCACUGCCGGCACAUUGGCUCUUUUUGGAUUGGCCUUAAUUCUUAUUUGUAUAUGUCAAAAAAAUAGAAGAUUAGAAUACAAAUAUAUGAAAUUGAUUGAGUCGAAGGGUGGAGGUUUUGAAUUGCCGAUUGCUGAGACAUGUGGAUUGGAAUCUGAUGAAGAAGAUGAUGAGCAACAAGAAGAUCGAGUAAUUUUCUCAAAAGGACGAAAAGGUUUCUUUGGAAAAACGAAACAAAAAACGACAAUGGCCGGUGGAAAUGGAGUGAAUGCUCCAUUUGUGGCGCUUGAUGAUAGUGCUGAGGAU
Messenger RNA from Mesorhabditis belari, 3075 nucleotides. Lineage: Eukaryota; Metazoa; Nematoda; Chromadorea; Rhabditida; Rhabditidae. The record is from the annotation of a GenBank genome assembly.